Arctia plantaginis is the source of this 2898-nucleotide messenger RNA. The record is from the annotation of a GenBank genome assembly. NCBI's taxonomy places the organism in Eukaryota, Metazoa, Arthropoda, Insecta, Lepidoptera, Erebidae.
AUGAAAAUCUACACAAAUAAAAACAACACUUCUACAUUAAAGCUUCUAAUUGCGGCUAACUUAGCCGGUAAAAAGGUGGAACUUGUCGAUGCAUCGUUCGAAGAUGAUGUAUUCGCAGGGCCGCGCUCGCUUCCACUGCUGGAGGUGGAUGACAGUCUCAGCUUCUUCGCCAGCAACGCAGCUGCGCAGUACCUCUUCCCUAUAUUGGACUUGUCAGAGAAUGGACAGUGCCCACAGAUGCUAGAAUGGGAAGCCACUCGUCUGUACCCAGCAGUUAAUAUAGUGCUAACUUCAAAGUCAGUUCCAUCAGACGUAAAGCAAGUCUUGCAAGGACUGCUGCAGACUUUAAACGGCAUGCUCGAGAAGCAUCAAUAUUUACUAGGAGACAAGAUAUCAGCAGUGGACAUAGCUACUUGGAGUACAUUGUACCCCGUGUACUACAAUAAUGAUCUCAAGCAAAUAUAUAUGGCUGACUGCAGCCAUAUUGUGAGAUGGAUCAAGGAGUUAGCUGACGCUAAGGCUAUACAGGAAGCUGUUAAGCAGUGGGGCGGUUCUGCUGCAGGACCUUUUGGCGCACCCUCGGCGUUAGGUAUACCACAAGUAGCCAGUCUUGCGUCACCAGUUGGUACACCAGACCAGGAUGUCGAAGUCGGUCCAACACCGGAGGAAAUCGAAUCUGCAAAGGAUAAUUGGCUCAACGGCUUGAAGAAACUGCAGCCGCGACUCAUACAGGAGAAACUGGUGUUACCAGUUAAAGGACGGAAGAAUAUAUUGAUCACGUCAGCGCUACCUUACGUCAACAAUGUACCACAUUUGGGCAAUAUUAUAGGCUGUGUGCUUUCCGCGGACAUAUUCGCUCGGUACUGUCGGCUGUGUGACUACAACACCCUCUAUAUAAGCGGUACAGAUGAGUACGGAACCGCCACUGAAACUAAGGCUCUCGAAGAAGGCGUGACCCCUCGAGAGAUCUGCGACAAGUACUUCGAGUUGCAUAACAACGUGUAUCGCUGGUUCAAUAUCGGGUUCGAUUACUUUGGACGGACCAGUACACCGCAGCAGACACAGAUUGCACAGCGGUUGUUUUUGAAACUACGAGAGAACGGCUUCGUGACUUCACAGUCUGUAGACCAACUGCUGUGUCAGAACUGUGACAGAUUUCUAGCUGACAGGUUCGUGGAGGGCACGUGCCCCCACCCCGGCUGCGGGUAUGAGAGCGCGCGCGGGGACCAGUGCGACAAGUGCGGGAAGCUCAUCAACGCCGUGGACCUCAUCCAGCCCAAGUGUAAGGUGUGUGCUCACACCCCCAUCCUCCGGCCCAGCGAGCAGCUCUUCAUUGAAUUGGGACAGCUGGAACCUUCCGUCCGCACCUGGAUUAACGCCAACGAAAAAUCAUGGUCCCCUCCAGCCAGGGCUGUCGCUCGCGCCUGGCUCAAGGAACCUCUCAGAUCCAGGGCUGUCACCAGGGACCUCAAGUGGGGAGUCCCAGUGCCUUUAGAAGGCUACACUAAUAAGGUAUUCUACGUUUGGUUCGACGCACCGAUUGGGUACAUGAGCAUAACGGACAUCCUGACGAAUCAGUACGAGAAGUGGUGGAAAGCUGACAAGGAGUAUGACGUAAAUUUAUACCAAUUCAUGGCAAAAGACAACGUUCCGUUCCACGUGAUAAUGUUCCCGGCGACGUUGAUAGGCAUCAACGAGGGGCAUAUCCUCGUUAAACACAUUUACGCUACAGAAUACUUGAACUACGAGGACGGCAAGUUCUCCAAGUCCCGAGGGGUAGGAGUGUUCGGUUCUGAUGCACAAGAGACGGGUAUACCGUCAGAUGUCUGGCGGUUCUAUUUAGCCAGCAUCCGGCCUGAGACUUCAGAUUCUAGCUUUAGUUGGACUGAAUUAGGGACGAGAAACAACUCAGAGCUGUUAAAUAACCUUGGCAACUUCUGUCACCGAUCUCUAUCGUUCUGCGCCAACACGUUCAAAGGGAAGGUUCCAGAUUUGGUGCUCACGCAGGCUGAUUACGAGCUAAUCGCGUUGGUUAAUAGAGAAGUUAUUGCCUACGUUCAACACAUGGAGAAGGGUCGUCUCCGGGAAGCACUGCGGCAUGUGAUGAGCAUAUCACGAAUUGGCAACCAACACAUGCAGUCCACACAACCCUGGGUGUUGCUUAAAGGGUCCGAUGAUGAUAAGCAACUCGGUGCGACAGCCAUCGGUCUGUGUUGCCAGCUAGUGGCUCUUCUAUGUACGCUCCUGGCGCCAUACGUGCCUGAUACAAGUAGAAAGUUAAGGGAACAACUCAAAAUAGAUACAACAACCUUGAGGAUCAACCCGGAGAACCCCUCAUUCCUUCAGUACCUACCUUCAGGGCACGUCAUCGGCAAACCGGAGCCUCUGUUCGCCAAGAUCGAGCCAGAGCUGCUGGACAGUCUCCGCGCCAAGUACGCGGGCUCACAGAGCGACAGGACUGAGAGAGCUAACAAGCAAAAUGGCGUCGAUACUUCUUCUGCGGCUGGAGUUAAUGUAGCUGAGUUAGAGAAAGCUAUUACAGAACAGGGUAACAAGGUUCGAGAACUGAAAGCUUCGACAAAAGACAAGUCGGUGUGGCAGCCGGAGGUGCAGAAGCUGUUGGAUCUGAAGAAGCAGUUGGCUGCUGCGCAGGCCACUCCUCAGCCGGCAAAGUCUCCCUCGACGAAGAAAGCGGACCCUAAGGAGCGUCUAGCAGCACAACAACCCACACCAGGCUCUGGGGAGACCGUACAGGAGUUAGAAAAAGCGAUCGCUGAACAGGGUGAUAAAGUCCGCAAGCUGAAGGCGUCCACAAAAGACAAGUCGGUCUGGCAGCCCGAAGUGAGUGUACUCCUCGAUCUGAAGAAACGACUCGCAGGGCUACAGAUAAACAAAUAA